Messenger RNA from Pestalotiopsis fici W106-1, 981 nucleotides. RefSeq lists its product as uncharacterized. The record is from RefSeq and is a predicted model, not a curated record. Lineage: Eukaryota; Fungi; Ascomycota; Sordariomycetes; Amphisphaeriales; Sporocadaceae. The coding region runs from base 1 to 981 and encodes 326 amino acids. The transcript has 2 exons.
AUGGCUGGUGUUGCUGCAAUUGAAGCUAUCGGAGUCAUCUCCGGAAUCCUUGGAAUCGUCCAAUUCGGCAUCGACAACUUUGGAGGAGAUGAGGAAAACUCUGGCUCCGUCGUCAAAGUGGCAGUUGCCCUAGAGGGAGCCGAUGGAGCUCCGCCAACCAACACUGGUGGUGAUCUCCCCGACGUUCGUGUCUGGAACGACAACGGCGUGUUCGUCGGUAUGACCGCUGAUCCCGGCACCGUCGAUGCCGGCAAUCUGGGAUCGGUAACCAUCUCGCAUGACAACCAGAACACAUACUCACUCUUCUCCGCCAACGAUGAUGCCAUCUGCGUUGCCUGGGCCACCGUGCAAAUGAGCGACGAUCGUGGUGGCACCUCGUACGCCGUGAGCGGAGACUUUGGACGCGUCUGUGGUGGAACCUGGUACGCGUCCGGCAUGUAUCCCCAGAGCGACUCCGAGUAUCAGCCCGACUGCUUCUGGAUCGAUGCCAACGGUGACCAACCAAACACUGGAUUCCAGGUGCGCUGGCCCAGCUAUGCCAACGUCUCGUUUGACGAGAGCAACACGGAUCCUGAGCAGUUCUGCGACGACAUCAAGUUUGGCUUGCGCACCGAGUCGGACCCCAACAGUAUCAACUACUUCACUCGCAAGACCAAGAGACAGACCCCGACUCGUGCCGGCUGGAUGGCCAGCCAGCUCGUCGUGAGCGACUCCCAGACUCACUCGGCCCAGAAGCUCUGCGACUCGGACAGCUCCUUGGGACCCGACUUUGCCCACACCGGCGAGCAGAAGUUUUGCGACAUGGACUCCAAGACGCUCUACGACUUCUGCUCUGCUGGUAACAACGCCACUGGCUGCUUUGACUUGGCCUCCAAGCAGCUCUCGACCCCGAUGACUCGUCGUGGCAGCGUCUUGCCUCGCCAGAGCUCCCCCUACUCGACCAUCAAGGACUGGAGAAAGAACCAGGAUGUCAAGAUCUAA